Molecule: messenger RNA, 738 nt
Organism: Dothidotthia symphoricarpi CBS 119687
Lineage: Eukaryota; Fungi; Ascomycota; Dothideomycetes; Pleosporales; Dothidotthiaceae
Exons: 2
Coding region: 1-738 (245 amino acids)
Source: RefSeq, a predicted model, not a curated record
AUGUCCCAAAAUUUGCAAAUGCCGACGCCUCUUGGUGGAACCAUCGAAGAGAGUUGUGUCUUGCGCGCCGCACUUGUUCUGAUGAAGGCUUUUCUCCACCUCCGCGAAGCGACAUGGCAGAAUUUCGUCAUUGGCAUUGUCAAGGAUGGUACCAAUUUGCUCAUUGUCCAUGACCAUACCCACGCCGGCAGGCGGUAUGGAUGGUUCGCGACCUUCCCAAAUACCCUCGUUAGUAGUGUCGUACAAAAACAGGCUCUUCUUACAACGGCAUCAUGCCACGACAUCGGACACAUGAAGACACUCAUUGAACAGGUCUUCAAGGGCAUGGACGUCACCGUAGAGGAAGUCAAGAUCCACCGCAAAGAUCUCGGGAAUCGAACCAUGGUCAUUCAGGAAAACGGAUAUUGCCAUUUCAAGAUCCCAGAUCACUGGCUCCUCCGUGUCACUUCGCACUUCACCGGCUAUCAAUGGGCGAUUGACAUGGCAGGCGCACAACAUGGCGCUUGUUUUCCCUUCGCCAGAUGGAGCGUUUAUCAUGACGCGUUCAUCGAGAAAAUUUUCACAGUGAAGCCACUAGGCACUCUUGCACGACAUGGAGCCUGGAUGUCGCAACUGAAAUGCAAGGCGGGGUCAACAUAUGACAUCAAUGGGAACGCCAUGCGGGCAUUUCAUGCCAAAGUGGACCCAAAGAUGGCCAGGAAAGGCGUUAAGUGGUUUGAUGUUUUGACAAAAAGCUAG